Molecule: messenger RNA, 3614 nt
Organism: Bursaphelenchus xylophilus (pine wood nematode)
Lineage: Eukaryota; Metazoa; Nematoda; Chromadorea; Rhabditida; Aphelenchoididae
Source: the annotation of a GenBank genome assembly
AUGAUUGUCUCUUGUGUGAUAUCUCUGGCCAUAUUUUAUCUUGCCAACGUUUAUGCUGAUUGUGAUUCGUGUGGAUCUUAUGGUAGAUGUAUUGAAUAUAAUGAAGUCAACUCGACCACCGUGAACGUUACAUGUCAUCUGUGUGCUUGUCCAACCGGGAUUAAUUCAACAUGUUGUGAUGGUGAGGGCUUAGGGAUACUGUAACAAUACCGUUAUACCCUCUAUAUUACUGUAACAAAAACCAAACUUUCCAACAACUUUUCUAUUGUAAAAAAACUUUGUUGUAAAAUUUUGGUUACUGUAGCAAAUUUAGUCGCGAUAAUAAAGUUCUUUUUCAGACCCAACUCCAUGUGACCCAAAUCCCUGCGGCAAUAAUUCAUCAUGUGUUCCGAACGGUGCUCUAAAUUAUUGGUGUGUUUGUAACUCAGGAUUUACCGGGGAGAAUUGCACAGAAGAGGGUGGGUAACUCUUUUCUCAACCCUAUGUUUCCUUUCAGUAAUGUAUUGCGACACUUUAACAACAAUAUGUGGCCCAACCACCUCAACUGCUUCCUCAUUUACCAGCAGCACAUCAUCUUUUACCAGUAGUUCUUCCCAACUCUCAACCACAGGUUCGAAUUCCUCCUCCACAACGACGUCGGAUGAGUGGUCUUCCACGUCGGACAUAUGUAACGCCUACACGGAAUCAACCAUUUGUUCAGGUAAACAUAAUUUUUUGAUACUAUAUCAUCAAGGUCAUCCCGAGUGUCCAUUUGUGUGUAAAAUUGUAACUUUGUAUGAAUUAUUUAUUUGUAGAUUGUAUCCACGGAAACCUGGAAUGUAAAAAUAAUGGGACGUGUGGGUGGAACGGCAAUGGGUCCCUCUGCGAUUGCCCGUGGGGAUAUUCGGGCGACAGUUGUGAAAGUAAGACAAUUCAUAAUUGCAACGUCCUAGCAAGGAGAGGAACCUGAAGGAUUCCUUUUUCGGACGAUCUGGCUUAACGGCUCUAAUUCUGAUUUUUGGACCUUAAAAGUCUUGCUCUUAAUGUAAAUCCUUUUCCAGCCAAGGAAGGCUGCGCUGAUACUCCCUGCCUCAACGGCGGGACUUGUUUCAAUAUAAACAUUACUGAUUACGAAUGUGGUUGCCUCAGUUUAUACAACAACACCGACUGUGAUUACUAUGACCCCUGUAAUGCAAGCCCCUGCAAGCACGGGGAGUGUAUAAACACGGCAGACGGAGAGUUUUAUUGCAAUUGUACGACUGGAUACAAUGGAACGUACUGUGAUGGCGGUAAGUGGCACAUUCUAAACUUCUGUUUGGUCUCGAAUUUUGAAGAAAUAAAACUUUUUACAGUAAUUGAUUACUGUGAGGACAAUCCGUGUGAAUACAAUGGGACUUGCACAUCGUAUGUCGGCUACUAUGACUGUGAUUGUCCAGACGGCGCAUAUGGAACAAAUUGCGAGAACUGUAAGUCCGUCAUAUUGGUCAUGCAACCUUUCAGUGACCGAUAACUGCGCUGUGUCCAACAGCACAUCAAAUUCAACGACCAUUUGCAAUUCGAGGGACAGUGAAGCCAGUUGUACCAAUAGUCUUCGGAAUUACACUUGCACUUGUUCCGCGGAAUGGGCCGGCCGGAAUUGCUCCAUUCGUAAGUAAAGUAUUGGUGUGUGGAGAUUCACAAUGAUAUGUUCUCGUUUCCAAAACUUAUUUAGUUUAGUGAUUUAAGACAUAGAUUUCUAUUUUUUUCUAUUUCGGCUGCUGAUCAGCCUCCAAUUUCAGCCAUCAACAUAUGGAAUCUCCUUCAAUACUUUGAUGACAAGUCAAAUUCAGUUGCGGCAUUCUUGGAGUCAAUAUCUGGUGACCCUCAGGCAAUCCAAAAAUCGGCUGCCUAUGUCGUUGCCACGCUGAAUAUGGGGAAUCUCUCUGAAGCGGGCUGGAAAUUAGAGGAGACCAUAAUCUGGGCAGCUUUUGAGCAACGAGAGUUCAAUGCAUCGUAAGUUUAUUUCCAACAUCUUGUUAAAGCUGUAAUAUCCCUGUCUUUAGAGAAAACUUUUACACCUUGACCGACGCCACCAUCGGAAAUUGUUUUACUUUCAACCACAAGAAAAGCGCCUUUACUUUUAAACUUCGGAAUUCGGGAGAAACCAAUGGAUUAUCGAUGCUGACCAAGGUCAACGAGCAGGAGUACAUUCCUUGGCUGGAUAUCGCCAUGAUGAGUGUGUAUGUUCAUCCAUUCAAUACGCUGGUCUUUGCCGAGUCUCUGAGUUUUGAUGCAAUUCCUGGAGCUAUUAGUGUGUUGAGGGUGUCUAAGGUAAGGAGCUCAACAAAAUAUGACUCAAUAUAUAAAAUUUACAAAACAUUCCUUACAGUCAACCUACACUAGACUUGGAGGGCAUUUUGGAGCAUGCACGAAGAAGCCUUCCGAUGUCAAAGCAUAUUUUUAUCAAGGAAAUUACUCGACUGAUGUGAGUUUCUCUUUAAAAGAAGUACUCAAAGUGCGAAACGCCAAUCUAAUCAUAACCUGAGCCCCGAUUCGCGCUCUUCUCUUGUGAAUCUUUAAAUUCCAAGACUCCACAAACAAUGCUUAUUUUCAGGCCUGUCUCUGGAGUUGUUACCAAGUGCAAGUCAACGAAAGUUGUGGUUGUAUGGAUCCCCGAUAUCAGAUGCCCAAAAAGGGCGCCCUUUCCUGCGGAUUGACCGAUGCCAAUUGUGUGUUUAAUGUAACCGAUGCAUUAGGGGAUCCUUCAACUUGGGAUACCUGUGAUUGUCCGACGGAGUGCGAGGGAAUUCAGUAUGAUGUUCAAUGGGAUGGAGCGGGGUUUGUGGAUUCGGUAAGAUCAAUUUAGCAGCCAUCUAUUAUCCUCUUAGCCGGUUGAAUGCAGUUCGUUGGAGAACGAUACAACUGCUUACCAGAACUGUAUAACUGAGUUGAAUGAUUAUGCCAGGAUUGUCGUUUAUUUCCCUGAUAUCACUCAAACAACGUACGCUGAGUCGGCUAAAUGGACCGUAAGUUGAUACAUAAUGUAGAGAGUGCCUCUAAACUCCUAAAAUAAAGUCCACUCUCCCUACCCAUCUUUUGUCAUCAUUUUCCAGAUCAACAGCUUGAUGGCGUACUUUGGUGGGUUGGUUGGCGCGGUAAUGGGAUUUUCUUUCGUCUCGGUCAUCGAAAUUGCCUUCCUUUUCUAUCGAUGUGUGCUUGUGAUGUGCACAAAUGAGAGUGCGACCUUAGAAGAGGUAGAUGUGGGAGGCAUGGACGAAGAUGAACAGUCCAACGGAGCUCCCGCAGGAAAAGUGAGGUCAUUGGAUCUGGUAGAAAAGGAUAACAUCGAGAUUGCAACUGAUGCAACGCAAACUUCUGGAGCUGAAGUGAAGCCAGAGAAGGGAGAGAAAGGAGAGAUUCCGCCUCAACCAGUCAGCAGUGAACCAGUUGUAGCACCAGUGGAUCCGGGGAAAGAAACUCCCGGAUCAGCGAAACCAACAGAAACGUCUAAAGGGGCAACUGCUGCAGCUGCGACGUCGGCAACGCCUCCGGCUGCCGCUGAAGCUACGCCAACACCAGCACCGGCUCCAGCAGCAUCCGCAGCUUCGCCGGCCGCAGAUAAACCGCCUAGUGGCAGUGAAAAUAAACCGGUAUAA